Molecule: messenger RNA, 1692 nt
Organism: Miscanthus lutarioriparius
Lineage: Eukaryota; Viridiplantae; Streptophyta; Magnoliopsida; Poales; Poaceae
Source: the annotation of a GenBank genome assembly
AUGAGCACGGGAGGCGGCAGCGUCCGCGACCUGACGGCCCUCCUCUCCGCGCUGCGCCGCGCGCGAUUCCAACACCCCGCUCACGCCGCGCAGCUCCACGCCCGCCUCCUCGUCUCUGCUGGCGCGCGCCCCCACCCGCACCCGGUCCUCCUCACGCAGCUCGUCUCCCUCUACGCCGCCGCGGGCCGCCUCGCCGACGCGCUCCGCGCCUUCCGCGCCCACCUACCCAGCGCCAACCUCCACACCUACGCCGUCCUCGUCUCCGCCCUCGCGCGGCCGCAUCCGGCCCUCGCGUUCUCCCUCUUCUCGGGCUCGCGCCGCCAGCUCCGCCCCAACCCCCAUGUCAUCUCUGCCGUGCUCGCCGCAUGCGCCGGCCUCCAGCCUCUCUGCGGACGCCAGGUCCACGCGUGCGCGGCCAAGGUCGUACCGCCCGGCGACGUGUUCGUCUACACCGGGAUGGUCGACGCGUACGCCAAGGGCGGGGACAUGGAGUCGUCCAGGAAGGUGUUCGAUGAAAUGCCGAUCCGGGGCGCCACGUCGUGGAACGCGCUCCUCGUUGGUUACACCAGGAACAAGAUGUGCCUCGAAGCACUGUCGGUGUUCAGGGAGUUGGCCGCGCAGGGGCGGGAGGUGUCCCUCGAUCAGGUGAGGGUGUCGAGUGUGCUCAGCGCUUGCACUGUGGCAGGGGCCCUGGACUUUGGUCGCCAGGUACAUGCGUGCGCUGCCAAGGUGGGGCUGGAGCUGAGCGCGGUUUGUGUCAGCAACGCUCUUCUUGACAUGUACACCAGGUGUGGAUGCUCACGAGAAUCUUUAGCUCUGCUAUAUGCUGUGGGUUACAGGGAUGUUGUCACCUGGAACAUCAUCAUUCGUGGUUGCAUUCAUGACAACCGCUUCAAGGAAGCUUGUGUGCUGUUCCGGUCCAUGGUCAGGAGCGGUACCUUGCCCGAUGAUGUGGCCUUUGCUACUGUACUGCAGGCAUCAGCAUAUAUGUCGGCAUGGGCUAUAGGAGCAAGCAUGCAUGCCUCUGUCGUAAAGACAGGGUUCUUGGACAGUGAUGGCGUUGCUAGCUCGUUAAUCUCCAUGUAUUCCAGAUGUGGCUGCUUGGACGAUGCACACCGAGCGUUUGUGGGGGCAAAAGAUCAUUUGCAUGUAAUGCCCUGGACGGCCAUGAUAACUGCACUGCAGCAGCAUGGAUAUGGAAUGCAGGCAAUUGAUGUAUUCGAGAAUAUGCUAGAGAAUGGCAUUCCUCCGGACCACAUCACAUUUGUUAGUGUUCUCUCUUCCUGUAGCCACAGCGGAUUUGUUGAGCAAGGACACAAGUACUUCGAUUCAAUGACUGAAGUUCAUAAGAUCACACCAUGGAAUGAGCAUUAUGCGUGCAUGGUUGACAUGUUUGGGCGAGCAGGCCUUCUAACUGAGGCAAAGCGAUUCAUUCACCAGAUGAGACCUAAGCCAGAUGCAUCAGUCCUUGGGGCACUCCUUUCGGCUUGCAUGAACUGCGGGGACCUUGAGAUGGGUAAGGAGGUUGCCAAGAAGCUGUUUGUGAUUGAUCCAGGUAAUACCGGGAACUAUGUCCUGCUUGCUAAUAUCUAUGCAUCACGUGGAAGAUUGGAGGCGGCAAAGGAGGUGCGGAGAUGGAUAAUGUUUCAGGAGUUAAGGAAGGAAAAGGGACGCAGCUUAAUCAGCAAUUGA